This is a messenger RNA of Plasmodium reichenowi, 1938 nucleotides long. RefSeq lists its product as hypothetical. The record is from RefSeq and is a predicted model, not a curated record. The transcript is spliced from 15 exons. Bases 1 to 1938 code for a protein of 645 amino acids. Lineage: Eukaryota; Apicomplexa; Aconoidasida; Haemosporida; Plasmodiidae.
AUGAGUUCUAAUAUAUAUAAUAUAAAGGAACUAAACAAAGACACAAUUUUAUUAAAAACGAGAAAGUUAAAACAGUUAUGUGAAAAUGCAGAAAAUAUAAAUAGCCAACAUGUAAAUUGUUUAAUUGAAAUAUUAAAUUACUUUUUCGAAAAAUAUGAUGACUGUUUUUCAUCAUCAGUAGUAUGGGAAGUCGUCGAUAAAAUUAUUAUAUUAGAAAAUACAAUUGAAGAAAGGAAAAAGAUCAAUGUGGAUUUAGACACAUCCAUAAAAUUCUGUAAAUAUAUUUUUAGUAAAUUAAUAUUGUAUACAAAUUAUCAAAAUGAUAACUUGACAACAUUCUUUAGUUUUAAUUGUCUAAGAAGACAUUUGUGUUCUUUAAUUAGUUCAUUUUUAAAUUUUAACAAUUCUAGCAUGAGAAAAAAAAUUGAAUCAUCUUUCACAAAUGAAUUAAUAAGCCUAACCAAGAAACUAUUUGAAACCAUCAAAAUGGAAAAUGAUAUAGAAUUGAAAGUAUCAUAUACAGAAUUUUUGUGGAGAUCUUUUAGAAGAAUAGAUAUUAGCACCUUCAAUUUAAAGAAUUUUGGUAUCGGUUUAGAAUCUGUUGAAAAAUUAAGAAACUUUAAAAUUAAUAAAUUUGAUGAAGAAUGUAUAAAUUGGUUGAAGGAGGAAUGCUACAUGGACAACAAAAUUGUCAUGGAAAAUGGUAACUUUGUUAUAAAUACAAGCAAGAAAUCAGUUACAAAAAAUUUUCUACUUUGUUAUGUCGGGAUGUGUUCCAUAUUCUUGUAUUAUGAUAAUGAAGAGGAAAAUGAAAAGUGUAAAAUAGAAAUUCCUUACUAUCAUAUAACAUCUAUAAAUAUCAAAAAUAAAAAUCUUUUAGAAUUAGAAUGUAAAGCUAUAGUUGAUCAAACAAAUAUAUUUUAUCUAUGGGGAGAAGAUAUUAAAACUUCCAUUGAUCAUGAGAUAAUUAGCAAAUUUAAAUUGUCUAUGGAUAUAAAAAGGGGCUCAAAAGAAAUAAAAAAUUUGAUGAAUAAACUUAUGGACACUUUAAACAUAAAAUUGAAGAACGAAAAAAAGAAGCGUGAACAAAUUAUUCUCAAAUCAAUUAAAUAUAAUAAAAAAUACAAUGAGGAUCAAAAUCAUGGAACAGUUGAUGAAGAGGACAAAUCGUUCGAUAAAAUUAAUGAGCCCUUACAUUAUUUCAAUGAUAUUUCGCUUGAAAGGAAUAUAAGCGAAAAAAAUAUAAAAAACAAGUCAAGAAAAAGAACAGAUACUCUAAAGCAGGAAGACGAAAAAAAGAGAAAAAAUAUAUGUAAUGAGGAAGUAGUAAAAUAUAAUAAAUCCCUAGAAGACAUAAAUUAUAUAAACGAAUAUUCUAAUAAAAAGGAUACUAAAAAAUUUAUAGAAGAUGAUAAAUUUAGAAUGAUAAAAAUAAAAAAUCAAAUAUGCGCAGAAAAGGACAGCGAUACGGAAAUGAUAAUUGAAAAAAUAAUUUCUUGCCACAAAGAAAAAAAAGAAAAGUUUAAGAUAAAUUUGAAGAAGAACUUUUCUGACUCCCUCAACGAAAUAGACAAUAUGAUAAAAAGCUUGAUAGAGAAGCAGAAAAUUCGAAGGGAAGAAUUAAAUAAAAAAUAUGCAAAAAAAAAAAAAAGCAUAAUUUUCAACACAGAGAAAGAAAUAAACUUAUUAUGCAAAGAAAUGAACAUACUCAUUGAAAGUAUGAGAAAAAUUAAUGUUAAUAAAAGUGACGUAAAGAAAAUAUAUGAUGAAGGAAAGUCAAUAUUUUCGACGAAUGAAAUAUUAAAUAAAAGUCAAAUUUUUAUGAAGAAAAUAAAAGACAACUUAGAAAGAAUGAAUACAGAUAUUGUAGGAAAGGAAAAAGAAUACAAUAAAAGGAAAAAAUUAUGUUUCAAAGCUUUAGCAACUGCUUAUGAAUAA